This is a messenger RNA of Aphidius gifuensis, 1947 nucleotides long. RefSeq names its product dopamine receptor 1-like (gene Dop1). Lineage: Eukaryota; Metazoa; Arthropoda; Insecta; Hymenoptera; Braconidae. Gene Ontology annotation, molecular function: G protein-coupled receptor activity. The record is from RefSeq and is a predicted model, not a curated record. Gene Ontology annotation, cellular component: membrane. The transcript has 6 exons. Gene Ontology annotation, biological process: adenylate cyclase-activating adrenergic receptor signaling pathway. The coding region runs from base 401 to 1627 and encodes 408 amino acids.
AUUGCCUCAGGAUAUUCUACAGUUUAGAAAUUAACUGGUUUAGGUAUAUCGUCAUAUUUUUGAGAAAUAAGAUUUUCUUUGCCAUUUUUCAUCGUAACGAUCGUGUCAACAUGUGAAAAGAAGAUGACAAUUUGACAAUAUUAAGCCUUAAAGUAGAAAGGUGAUUUACAGCUUUCAUCCCCUUAGCUUUAAAAAUAUUGACAACAGCGCUCUGAAAUGUGAUGAUUAUAACAAAAAAAGCAAAAAAAGAAAAAGAUGACAAAGAACAUAAAUAAAUAUAUAUAUAUACCGAUAAAAAGUCCUCUGAUAAGAUGUUUCUCAUUAAUUUUUUAGAUUCAAGGGACAAUGAGUUGAAGAGGACGGCAUUGAUAAUUCAGAUAAACUCUGAAUUCUCUCAUGUAUGAAUAAUUCGUUGGAGUAUGAAGAGGAUAUAUCGGACGAUGCUCUGUCCUUGUUAUCUGAGCUGUUUGUGGGUUUCUUGCUCUUUGUGCUGAUAUUUUUUUCGGUUGCGGGUAAUAUUCUUGUUUGCGUUGCAAUAUACACGGAUCGUGGAUUGAGAAGAAUUGGUAACUUAUUUUUGGCAUCACUUGCGAUUGCUGAUUUAUUUGUUGGAUGUCUGGUUAUGACAUUUGCUGGUUUUAAUGAUCUACUUGGUUACUGGAUGUUUGGUCCACGUUUUUGUGACACAUGGAUUGCAUUUGAUGUAAUGUGCAGUACAGCAUCAAUACUAAAUCUAUGCGCAAUAUCGCUGGAUCGAUAUAUACAUAUUAAGGAUCCAUUGAGAUAUGGACGUUGGGUCACGAGGCGUGUUGCUGUUGCAAGUAUUGCAAGUGUCUGGCUGUUAGCCGCUACUGUAUCAUUUGUACCAAUAAGCCUAGGAUUGCACAGAAGUGAAGAUUCAAAAGGCCCAGCACCAACAUACAACGAUGGUUCGCAGGAAUAUCCCACCUGUGCCUUGGAUUUAUCACCAACUUAUGCUGUCGUAUCAUCAUGCAUAUCAUUCUACGUACCUUGUAUUGUUAUGAUAAGUAUUUACUGUCGACUUUAUUGUUACGCUCAAAAACACGUUAAAAGUAUACGUGCUGUGACAAAAAUACCCCAACCAUCAUCAAUUGGUAAAAGUUUUCGUGCAAGAACAACAAGAAAAUUACAACCAUCAAAAAUAAAGUCACAAACUAAAACAAAACCAACAAGUCCAUAUCAUGUUUCUGAUCAUAAAGCAGCUAUAACUGUUGGUGUUAUAAUGGGGGUUUUUCUUAUUUGUUGGGUGCCAUUUUUUUGCGUGAAUAUUGUCGCUGCAUUCUGCAAGACAUGUAUACCAGACCGAGCUUUUCAGGUACUAACCUGGCUUGGCUAUAGCAACUCGGCCUUUAAUCCAAUAAUAUACAGCAUUUUUAACACUGAAUUCCGUGAGGCAUUCAAGCGUAUACUUACCAAGGGUGCUCGAGCUCGUGGAAAUCAACCAUCAACGAGUGAAUGUGGAGAAUUUCGUUCCGUAAUUGUACAAAAGCGUAAUGGCUCAAUCGUUGAGUGCAACAUUAGUCCAAGAUCAAGUGCUGACAGUUGUCAGGUGAACCAAGUAAUAACCGGACGACAACAUCGUGACACAAUUGUUAGUUCAAUUUAAUUUUAAUAAUAUAUAUAUAAGAAAAAAAAUAUUAAAGAGACCAAUGAUAAAAUUAAAAAUAUUAAUAAUAUUUAAUGAUUAAUACACCAAAUGAUAAGAAAACAUUACAAGUAUUAAGUACUUAUAAUAAUAAUUAUAAGUAUAAAGAGUAUCUAAGGAAAAAGAUGAUCUUUUAAUGACAAUCAUUAUGAUAAUUUUAUUAGAUGAGUGUAUAUUAAAAAUGGAAAAUAAAAAAAAGUGUAUAAUAGAUAAAUUAAUAGUGAAAGAUUUAUUCAAAAUUAUAGUAAUAAUUUUAGUUGUAGAGCAAAAAAAAAAAAAAA